AUGCGCGAAAUCGUUCACCUUCAAGCUGGUCAAUGUGGAAACCAAAUUGGUGCUAAAUUUUGGGAAGUAAUAUCUGAUGAACAUGGUAUCGAUCCUACUGGUACAUAUCAUGGCGAUUCUGAUCUACAACUUGAACGUAUCAAUGUCUAUUAUAAUGAAGCAGCUGGUAAAAUCAUUGGCUCACAAUAAACAUUGC
Messenger RNA from Rotaria socialis, 196 nucleotides. Lineage: Eukaryota; Metazoa; Rotifera; Eurotatoria; Philodinida; Philodinidae. The record is from the annotation of a GenBank genome assembly.